AUGGGCCUGUCACUAUUCUCAAAAGCUAUUCUUAUCUGUUUUGCCCAAAGCGUGCCUCCCUCACUACUGCUUCUCCUGACCCCCAAACGCUCUUAUAUUCGUCCCAUUUAUCUAAUAUUUUCCUUAUGCUUUGCCUAUGAGUUCUUUCUCGUCUCGAAGGGUAUCUCAGUCAGCCCUGUCCGUUACAGUAAGGCCGGGUCCCAAAUUUUCGUUGCUGUAAUCCAGGCUACAAAUGUCCUGGUCAUCAAUCCUCUGGAUCGCGAUGAUCUUGUGCGCGGAGGCAUCGUCACAAAUUCAGAAUCAAUAUUUGCCCAAACCUGGCAUACCUCGACUAGUGUCUUCUUCGCUCUACGUGGCAUCAACACAGCCUGGAGAGUGAAGAAUAUCCCAGAGCAUCCAAAGUUCCUGACCGAGCAAGCAAAGCCUAGAAUCCCCCGGACAUCCUUCCUUGUUCGGCAGGCAUUCAUUCUAGCCUGGGAAUACUUGGUCCUGGAUGUGCUAUAUUUCCUCUCUCUCCAGGAUGACUCGCCACAAGUCCCGUUAGCGGACUUCAAGUACUUCAAUGUCGGUGCUGCUGCAUGGGGACAGCGUGUCGCCGUGUCAUUGAUUACAUGGUUUUGGGUGGCGCGAGUGUUGAUCGAUUCGAUAUACCGCGCCGGCGCGUUGGUCGCUGUUGGACUGUGUGGCGACGCACCUGAAGACUGGCCGCCAUUAUUUGGAAGCAUGUGGGAUGCGUAUACCUUGCGCAAUUUCUGGGGGAAAUUCUGGCACCAAUUUCUCCGCUGGCCAUUCACCUCGAUGAGCAACUACAUCACGAGGGACCUUCUGGGACUGCCGCGGCCAUCCAUUAUAGAACGUUACACCAAUGUUCUCAUCGUUUUUCUCCUAUCUGGGUGGAUCCAUGUGAUGACGGAUUCCAUGCAGGGAGUUCCGCCAAGUGACUCCGGCGCUAUGGUUUUCUUCCCUUUGUUUACACUGGGGUUCAUGAUCGAGGAUGGAGUCCAGCAUAUUUGGAAAACUUGGAAAGUCUCAGGUGAAAGCGGCAAAUCAUCCACGGGCCCAAGGCUUUGGCAAAGAGUUCUAGGCCUUGUGUGGGUUAUGACGUGGAUAUCUGUCACUUCACCCCGGUACCUCGUCCCCACACAGCUGCAACCAAAAGAAAACAGGUGGAUGGUUCCGAUUAGUGUUGUGCAGUGGAUUGGUGUUCCUGCAGGGUUGGCUGGGAUUGUGGCGGGAGGGUUGGGGGUGAUGUUUGGAUUUGGUACGGAGAUAUGA
Molecule: messenger RNA, 1275 nt
Organism: Aspergillus terreus NIH2624
Lineage: Eukaryota; Fungi; Ascomycota; Eurotiomycetes; Eurotiales; Aspergillaceae
Product: wax synthase family protein
Exons: 2
Coding region: 1-1275 (424 amino acids)
Biological process (GO): lipid metabolic process
Source: RefSeq, a predicted model, not a curated record